Molecule: messenger RNA, 366 nt
Organism: Ostreobium quekettii
Lineage: Eukaryota; Viridiplantae; Chlorophyta; Ulvophyceae; Bryopsidales; Ostreobiaceae
Source: the annotation of a GenBank genome assembly
AUGACCUCCGCCGACGGGCAGGCCGCGAGCGCCCGCGCGGGAGCGGAAGCCCCCAAGCCAGCCCCCCGCAUCCCGGGCGCCAAGAUGGCCUCCGACUCGGACAGCUUCAAGAAGUGGAAGGCGGUCGUGCCGCUCCUGUACGACUGGUUCGCUAACCACAACCUGACUUGGCCGUCGCUGACAUGCAGGUGGGGCCCGAAGCUGGACGAGCAGACCUACAAGCGGAAGUACCGCAUCUAUUUCUCAGAGCAGGUGGGUGCACCGCGCUCGGACGAGGUCCAUGACGUGGCCGGCCUGCAGAACCGGGAGGCCGGCAAGGACCGCGGGAUCGUGUUGUCCAUGGAGGGCGGCCCGCGCGUCCGUUGA